AUGCGCGCCAACCUCGCCAUCGUAGCCGGCUUCUUGGGCCUCGCCUCGGCCCUGCCCGCCGACAACUCCGCCUCGGGCUCCGACGUUGAGAAGCGCCAGUCCGUACCGACCGUCUACCUCUGCGGCGACAGCACAACGGCCAAGGCCGGCGGCGGCGGCGGCACCGAGGGCUGGGGCACGUUCCUGCAAUACUCGUUCGCGCCCAGCAAGGCCAAGGUCGACAACCGCGCCAUCGGCGGCCGCAGCGCGCGCUCCUACACGCGCGAGGGCCGCUUCGACGCCGUCGCCGCCCUCGUCAAAGCCGGCGACUGGGUCAUCAUCGAGUUCGGCCACAACGACGGCGGCUCCCUCACCCCGACGGACAACGGGAGGACCGACUGCUUCGGCGACGGUGCCCAGACGUGCCAGACCACCUACAACGGCGUCGCCGAGACCGUCCUCACGUACCCGGCCUACCUGAAGAACGCCGCCAAGAAGUUCAACGAAAAGGGCGCCAAGGUUAUCAUCUCGGCGGCAACGCCCAACAAUGUCUGGGAGACGGGCACCUACAAAUGGGGAUAUGACCGCUUCUUCUACUACGCCUGGCUCGCCGUCGAGCAGCUCGGCGGCCCGUCCAAGGGCUACUACUUCGUCCCGCACGGCGAGUACGCGGCGCAGGCGAUGAAGAACCUCGGCGCCGCGACCGUCAACGCCAACUACCCCAACGACCACACGCACACGGCGCCGUUCCUCGCCGACGCCAUGCACAAGGCCUUCGUCCUCGGCCUGCGCUGCGGCACCAGCGCCCUCGCGUCGCUGGUGACCAACUCGACGGCCUCGCUGACCUCGACCUACCUCGGCCCCUGCGUCGAUAGCUACAACUCGACCGUCCACGCGCUGCUGAGGUAA
This is a messenger RNA of Colletotrichum destructivum, 888 nucleotides long. Its product is annotated as Putative SGNH hydrolase-type esterase domain, SGNH hydrolase superfamily. Lineage: Eukaryota; Fungi; Ascomycota; Sordariomycetes; Glomerellales; Glomerellaceae. The transcript is spliced from 3 exons. The record is from RefSeq and is a predicted model, not a curated record. The coding region runs from base 1 to 888 and encodes 295 amino acids. Gene Ontology annotation, molecular function: hydrolase activity, acting on ester bonds.